CUCAUCAGUCGUAUUGAGAUAGCUAUGGCGAAAGGUUAAUGUGCGAUCGUCGUUUCUCCAAAAUCUUUGCUCAUUCAUUUCACAUUCUGCUGCAGUGCCAGUGACUGUGAAAUAGCGUAAAAUUAAUGUGAACACGCAGUAUAAUUCGAUCAAGUUCCUACCCAUCCGUCACGUGUCUUCUCGUAGAAACGAUCGUGCUUACUGAGGUCGGAGGUGAGGUUAUUAUAGCUUGGAUUAUAGAGAAAGUGUCUACAACUCUGACCCAAUUCCAAAUUCAAUCCGAGUGGUUUCCCAAUCACACGCAUCUCGUGUCUCUGAUACACAUUCCAAAAUCCGUCUGCCGGAUCUCGUGUCCGUGAACGUCGGAAUUUACCCCGGCCAGAUAUGUCCGGAAACGUAACGAUGAACAGCGAGGAGAAAUGUGAUGUGAUCCGAGUGGGAUCUCGGAAAAGCGAAUUGGCAUUAAUACAGACUAAACACGUGAUACAAUGUUUAAAAGAAUAUUAUCCAAAAAAAGAAUUCGAGAUAGUCACAAUGUUUACCAAGGGCGAUAAGAUUUUGGACAAGUCUUUACCAAAGAUCGGAGAGAAGUCUCUCUUUACCGAGGAACUGGAACAAGCUCUGGAACAGGGCAGUCUUGAUUUUGUCGUACACUCUUUAAAGGACUUGCCAACGAUACUACCAGCGGGGAUGGCACUAGGUGUAUUAUUGAAACGCGAGGAUCCACGGGAUGCGGUAGUCAUGUCAAAGAAAUUCAAGGACAAGAAGCUUUCUACGUUGCCGAAGGGUAGUGUCAUAGGUACCAGUUCCUUGCGCAGGUCCGCACAACUAGCUCGGAACAUGCCUCACUUAAAGGUGGAGAACGUUCGUGGCAACUUGAAUACCAGAUUGAGUAAACUGGACGACAAGAAGAGCCCCUACGCAGCGAUAAUAUUAGCUGCCGCCGGUUUAAAGAGAAUGGGCUGGGAGGAUAGAAUAAGUCAGAUUCUAGAACCUGAUGAAAUCCUCUACGCCGUUGGCCAGGGUGCGUUGGGUGUCGAGUGUCGGGAGUCAGAUUGGAAGAUGCGUUCUUUGUUAGAACCAUUAUACGACAUGGAGACUACUUUGAGAUGCGUGUGCGAACGCUCAUUCCUGAAGACCCUCGGUGGCGGGUGUUCCGCGCCUGUCGCGGUGUCUUCGUCUCUGCAAGGAGAAAAGUUAACGAUCACUGGUGCUGUGUGGUCCUUGGACGGCCAAACUCUGAUUACAGAUACCCGUAACGGUAAAUUGCAUUUGCCCAAGGAUGACGGUGAACCUCCGAGAAAAUGUCCGUAUCAAGAGCCCCGCCUUUACUGUGGUAUUGUUCCCGGUAGAAUGAGUGCCCUGAGUCUUCUUGGUGCCGAACAACUUGGUAAAGAUUUAGCUAAGAGCCUGAUAGAGAAAAAUGCCGUCGACAUUAUGUUGGAAGCUAGGAACGCAAUUUCUAACUCGAAAUAGUUACGUCAAGUAUGGUUCACGAGGUUUGGUCUUUAGUUGCGAACAUGUAUUAUAGAGUAAGUUUAUGUAAAACGCCAAUUAUCGACAAUAAUCCAGAUUUUACACACUUCGGAUACGUUAUCCAUAUACGUUAUACGCUCAAUCAAUAGAAUACUCGGUUCUGAGUCAGAGAGUACAAAUUAUAUCGCUAUUAUUAUUUGUAAGCUGAGCUUACAAAUAACAAUGUAAAUAAUAUAAUAAGUAAUCGUGCUUUUGUUCUUUCUGGAUUGAACGGACGCAGAUACGUUGUUUUCACUCACCUGUGUAAAUCCAGAAAAAUACAAAACAAGCACAAUUGAAAUUGUAAUAUAAUUGGGAGAUAUUUACUACCGCGUGGCUUGUCGUGCGAAUUAUUAUCUUGAAACUUUUUUUCGACACUAUAGAUGCGUCAUCACUGGAAAAGUUUUAUUUGCACUUGUAUGUUUUUAACGAUUCAACGGUAUCUAUAGUGCGAGAAUUCAUGUGUCUAUUUCAUGACUUUUUUUUAUUGUUGACGAAGCAGUCUUAUGUAGAAACUUCAUUAUUGUUGAAAACGAUUCAAUUUACAUUGUUACGCACUGCCAUAUUUAGAGCCAAUAACGAUUUGAAAUACCUCUGUUUGCAUUAAACAGAUUGUAAUUGUUUUAUACUUACGGAAUUUAAGAAUAUAAUUUAUGGAUGCAUAUAUAUAUAUAUAUAUUUCCGACAGAACGUUAAACUUUCAUUGGACAUCUUAUUUCAUGAGGAUAGAUUAUCUUAAGUGCUGAUCCUUUUAGAACUUCCAAUCAUGUUUCAUAUCUUGAGACAUUAUCACGUGUAUACAACAUGUAAAAUUAUAAAUAGUAUUAUGUCAGGAUAUAAUUUAUAAUUUGAUUACGUAUAAUCUUAGAUAGAUUUCUUCAUUGAGCACAGAAUGUUACAUCUUGUAAAAUAAAUUAUGUAUAGGCGUGAUUAAUUUUAUAUAUGGGAAUCGUUAAAGAUUGUAAUUUAUGUGUAUGUACACACACACACACAUAUAUACUGUUAGAUAUUAAUUAAAAAGACCUCUAUUCUCUCUA
Messenger RNA from Dinoponera quadriceps, 2552 nucleotides. RefSeq names its product porphobilinogen deaminase. The transcript is spliced from 6 exons. NCBI's taxonomy places the organism in Eukaryota, Metazoa, Arthropoda, Insecta, Hymenoptera, Formicidae. The coding region runs from base 385 to 1476 and encodes 363 amino acids. Gene Ontology annotation, biological process: heme biosynthetic process. Gene Ontology annotation, molecular function: hydroxymethylbilane synthase activity. Gene Ontology annotation, cellular component: cytoplasm. The record is from RefSeq and is a predicted model, not a curated record.